Cornus florida is the source of this 2581-nucleotide messenger RNA. RefSeq names its product protein DETOXIFICATION 27-like. Lineage: Eukaryota; Viridiplantae; Streptophyta; Magnoliopsida; Cornales; Cornaceae. Gene Ontology annotation, cellular component: membrane. Gene Ontology annotation, biological process: xenobiotic detoxification by transmembrane export across the plasma membrane. Gene Ontology annotation, molecular function: xenobiotic transmembrane transporter activity; antiporter activity. The record is from RefSeq and is a predicted model, not a curated record. Bases 1115 to 2305 code for a protein of 396 amino acids. The transcript has 9 exons.
GUGAGCUUGAACUUGCUUCCUUUUCCAUCGCCAACACCGUCAUUGUCGGCUUCAAUUAUGGCCUACUGUCUUCGGAGCUUUGCUGGUAGGUUCAUUGACACUUAAUGGUCUGAGUUGUCACUGGACCGAACUGGGUUGCUACAACUCGCCGUCACCGGAGAUGGGUUCUUGUAGAAGCUGCUGGCUGGGCUAUCACCGGUGAAACCCACUUCUAAUCAAUCAAUAAUGAGACAAAAAAUAAGGAAAGAAAUACUGAAGAAAGUGAGUAUUGCUUGUAGAAAGAGAAAAAGAGAGAGAGCAAAAAAGGAAAACUCUAUAUAAAAUAAUGCAAACCCAGUUUAAGAGUGCCCACUGUACCCGCCAUCCUCGCCGUAGUCCUCGUCGUUCCGUUUCACUACCGAGAAUACCUUGCUCGCCGCCGUUCCCCGCGCCUCGACGGUAAGCUUCGUUCCGAGCUCUCCUUCAGCCGUUUAUCCUUGCCCCUAUCCGUCGCCACAACUGUCAUGCUUGCCGUCGUCGGUAAACAACAUCCGCCGUCAUCCAAGCACACUGACCGUCACCAUCAUCCGCGGUCUUAUCAUCCUUGCCGACCAUUUAGUUGUUCUAAGCUCUCCGCUACCAAGCCGGUAAGUUCUAUUGCCGUAAAAUCCUUGAUAGCUGGUAAGUUCUCUUGCCGUCGGCAGUACAAACCCGCUUGGGUCAUCAUGGGUAAAGCAUAGUCCCAACAUCUGCAAAUCAGUCGCUUGCUCCCCGGGACAGUUCCUUCUAGCUUCACCACGGUUUAAUUAGUCCAUGCUCGUCGGUAAAGACAUCUUCCUUCGCCACCGGUAAGAACAGUCCCUUGAAUCGCAGUCGUUCUGUGUGUUUGACGGUACACUCCGUCAUCGAGCACAUCGCCGUCCAUGCUCUUCUCCAUUGACAUCACCCGUUUCCAGCACAGACCCACUACCAAGGUGGGAACAUAUAAGAAACAAACAUUUGGAGAUGGGAGAAAGCAAGUAAGCAUAGUUGCCGGGGAGCCGUCGGGGACAGAGGAGAGAGAGAGAGUGGACUUGUCGGCAGUGUCAAGGCCGUGGGAAAGGAGAAGGGAAAAAAAAUCUUAACAAGGUUAGGAAUGGCAAGUGCAUUAGAAACACUGUGUGGGCAAGCUUUUGGGGCAAAAAGGUACAACAUGUUGGGUAUAUAUAUGCAAAGGUCGUGGAUUGUUCUCUUCUUUUCUUGUUUCUUGUUACUGCCACUCUACGCCUUCGCAACCCCUCUUCUGAAGCUGCUAGGGCAGACGGACGCGGUGGCCGAGCAGACCGGGGAGGUGGCAUUGUGGUUGAUUCCACUGCACUUCAGUUUUGCAUUUCUGUUCCCAAUUCAAAGAUUCUUGCAGAGCCAGAUCAAGGCUAAUGUCCUGGCCUGGGUUUCGAUGACGGUUCUCGUGUUUCAUGUGUUCGGCAGCUGGCUCGUUGUGUAUCGGUUUGGGUUUGGGAUUGUUGGUGUGGCUGUGACAUUGGAUAUCGCCUGGUGGCUUUCGUUUUUUGGGCUGUUGGCGUACACUCUGUUUGGUGGGUGUCCUCAAACUUGGACUGGUUUCUCAAUGCAAGCCUUUUCUGGCCUCUGGGAGUUUGUCAAACUCUCUACUGCCUCCGGUGUCAUGCUUUGCUUGGAGAAUUGGUACUACCGAAUAUUGAUUUUAAUUACUGGGUACUUACCGGAUGCCACACUUGCUGUGGACGCAUUAUCCGUCUGCAUGAAUAUUAAUGGGUGGGAAAUGAUGAUUGCUCUUGCUUUCUUUGCUGCAACCGGAGUAAGGGUGGCCAAUGAGCUAGGUGCGGGGAACGGAAAGGGAGCUAAAUUUGCAACAAAGGUCUCAGUGGUGAACUCCACAGUCAUCGGCAUCUUUUUUUGUGCUCUAAUUAUGAUAUUGCAUGACAAAAUUGGGUACAUCUUCACGUCAAGCACCGAAGUUCUUGAAGCAGUCGACGAGCUCUCUUACCUCUUGGCCUUCACUAUUCUCCUCAACAGUAUUCAACCAGUUCUUUCAGGGGUGGCCGUGGGAUCCGGAUGGCAGGCAUGGGUUGCAUACAUAAAUCUGGGCUGCUACUACCUUAUUGGGGUUCCUCUGGGUUGUGUUAUGGGGUGGGUUUUCGGCUUUGGUGUUCAGGGUAUUUGGGGUGGGAUGAUCUUUGGCGGAACUGCUGUGCAAACAAUAAUAUUAGCCAUUAUAACAAUACGGUGUGAUUGGGAAAAAGAGGUGGAUAAAGCUACCAAUCAUGUCCAAAAGUGGUCGACUCCUGAUCCAGAUAAUCAAUCAUAAGUAAAAUGUAGUCGGGUCUACCACAUUUUGAAGCGGCUCUUUUUUCGUUAUAAGGUUUAUUUUAUUGAUAAUUGUUAACACUGAUUUCUAAGCUCUUUGGACUGAUUCCAUUAAUUUCAUGUUCAAAGCUAGUAUAGUUGAGCAAUUAGGGUUGUUUGGGUAGACCAGCGGUACUUUACUUGUGAAGGUACAUGCUAGUAUGAGCAAUUGUUAUCAACAUUAAUUCUCAUCUGUCUUUUUAACGAUUAAACGUAAACAAACUUGAUUGUCUACGAA